Truncatella angustata is the source of this 1015-nucleotide messenger RNA. RefSeq lists its product as uncharacterized. The transcript is spliced from 2 exons. The record is from RefSeq and is a predicted model, not a curated record. The coding region runs from base 331 to 1014 and encodes 227 amino acids. Gene Ontology annotation, molecular function: gamma-glutamylcyclotransferase activity. NCBI's taxonomy places the organism in Eukaryota, Fungi, Ascomycota, Sordariomycetes, Amphisphaeriales, Sporocadaceae.
UGCUGACCAUAAUACACUGUGCUGAUUUUUCAACUUCUUGCAGGCUGUCACACGUCGCAUCUUGAUGGUUCCACUUCAAUAAGUUUUAACGUGUACAUGUGGCGGCUUUGUUUUGAUACACAACCUGACCAGUGCCGUGGGUAUUUAUAUCUAUCUCGACCACAACCCCGCAAAUCAUAGUUCGGACAACCUACAUCACUACUAUUUCUCAAGAUUACGAUCUUGCCUCCUAUCUGCUCGAAGCCCUAAGCACUUAUCACGGGCCGCUGCUGGCCUAACUCAUAAACUGAUUCGUUCUUACUGUUCAUCACACAGGGACCUCCGAACAUAAUGACACAAACAGAACACCUGGUAAAGAAAGCCGCCGGGGCAGCGGUCGCAGAGACACCACAGGCCAACUCAGAACCAACCAGCAAUGCCCCGGAACAACAGCAGCAGCAGCAGUUUAAUGAUAACAGAGGAGCAAGGGGAAAGCUCUACUUCGCCUACGGCUCCAACCUCUCCUCGACCCAGAUGUCCCAGCGCUGCCCGCACGCCACCGCCGUCGGCCUCGCGCGCCUCGACGGCUGGGACUGGAUCAUCAACGAGCGGCGCUACGCCAACAUCGUGCGGGCACCCACCUCCGACCCGUCGUCGUCGCCCGAGAAGCAGGAGCACGGUCUAGGGGUAAACGACGACCCCGUCGACGCCGGGCACCACCCGGGCGUCUACGGUGUCCUGUACCGCCUCCCGCCCGCGGACGAGGCCGCCCUGGACGCCUGCGAGGGCGUCCCCUUCGCGUACAACAAGCUCGUGCUGGCCGUGAGCGAGCUGGACCCGGAGACCCUCGAGGAGGCGCGGAGGGUGGAGGCGCUGGCCUACGUGGAUCUCGUGCACGUCCUGCCCCGGGCGCCCUGGCCCGAAUACGUCGGGAGGAUGAGCGCGGGCGUCAGGGAGGCGAGGGAGCGGUGGGGGUUUCCGGUCUGGUACGUGGAGAUGGUUAUGAGGAGGUUUGUGCCUGGGUUGAGCUGGUAGA